Mauremys reevesii (Reeves's turtle) is the source of this 3665-nucleotide messenger RNA. It is a transcript of the gene PIDD1, whose product is annotated as p53-induced death domain protein 1. Bases 62 to 2740 code for a protein of 892 amino acids. Lineage: Eukaryota; Metazoa; Chordata; Testudines; Geoemydidae. The record is from RefSeq and is a predicted model, not a curated record. Gene Ontology annotation, molecular function: protein binding. Gene Ontology annotation, biological process: apoptotic process; DNA damage response; signal transduction. The transcript has 16 exons.
GCCUGCCUGCCUGCCUGGCAAGUCAAAACAUGCUCCGGCCCCAGUGGACUAACAGCAGAAGAUGGCAGAGCUGCCGGAGGUUGGGGAGGCUUUGGGGGAGGGCAGUUUUGUGACUGCCGCACUUGAGGGCUGCCGCCUUGCAGGCAACAGGCUGAACCUGGAUGUGUACCCCGAUGGCUGUCGCCAGUUCCUUGAGCUGUUUGAGAAACGAAGGGAAGAGAUGGCCCAGGUGGAAUUCCUGCGGCUGAACUGCAAUGAUGCUCUCAUAGACUCCACUCUGGGCAGCAUUCCUGUCCUGAAGUGCCUGAAGUCCCUGGUGCUCAAAGGUGGGCAUACCCAGGAUGAAUUCGGUGCUUGUCAGCAGGGUUCCCUGACAACCUUGCCACAAGAUUUUGGGAGUCUGCUAUGUCUCGCGCAUCUGGAUCUCAGCUUUAAUAGCUUCUCCAGUUUGCCCAGCUGCGUCACUGACCUUGCCAGCCUCCGUGUGCUCUUGGUGUGCCACAACAGCCUGGUGGAGCUGCCCGAAGACUUUGGCCGGCUCAGUAAGCUGACUUUCUUCUCUGCCAUGAAAAACCAGCUCCGGGAUCUACCACGGAGCAUCGGGGAGCUGGCAGCGCUGCAGAGACUGGACCUGUCUGAAAACGCCCUGCAAUCACUUCCCGAUGAGAUCGGGUGUCUGUAUAACUGCAUGGAGCUGGAUCUCUCAGGGAAUCAAUUGAUGGGUGUCCCCGACUCACUUGCCAAUUUGCAGUCUCUGCAGCAGCUGCGUCUUCACAGCAAUCUCCUGGUGACUGUCCCCGCAUCCCUUGCCAGCCUUCCCAACUUGUCCAGGCUUGACUUGCAGAACAACAGGCUCCGCUCCAUCCCCCCAGAGAUCCAGCACUCUCCCUUCGUGCACCUGCAGGGCAAUCCGCUAGGAGAACCUGAGAUCCCUCUGCAAUCUGAUGAAUCCAGCUCAGGAGAGCUAGGAAGAGUGUUCCUUGUUCCCAGUGAGGACAGCUUUACUGUGACCCCUGAUGGCUGCAAAGUCAUCCUGGCCUGCGGCAUCCGGUUUUACUUUCCCCCGGGUGCUGCCACCUCCUCAGUAACGAUCCAUUUCCAAACGCUGUCUCCUGACCCGCAGUGGGUGAAACUGAGGCACCAUGACAUCCUGCUGAGUGAAGUCCUGGAGCUGCAGCCUCAUGGGGUUGUAUUCCAGCAGGAGGUGCAGAUCUGGAUGCCUUACACCUCCCCUCAGACGCUGCGUGAGCGAGAAGUGGUAGUUCGGACCUUCAACGGGCAGAGCUGGAGCGACCUGCAAACCAAGGUGGAGCGGAGAGGAAAGCCGAAGAAGCACGUGGCUUGCUGUAGCAUCCCCCACUUCUCCUGGUUCCUGGUCGUCUCUCGGCUCGUGGAGAAUAAAUGCAGCGUCCCAUCAGAGGGGACGUUGCUCUUUUCCACUGUGGAUCCAAGCAUCAAAGUGACCUUCCCUCCUGGAGUCACGGAGGAGACUCGGAGUGUCACAUUGCAGGUGUUGCCAGUGUCAGCAGAGGAGCUGGCAGAGAUCACAGAUGAUCCAGAGUCCAGAACCGGUCCUCUGCUCUGUCUCUCUCAGAAUUCCACUGUGGAUUUCCUCAGGCCAGUUAAAAUUCAACUCCCGCUACCUCCAGGGGUCACAGGUCUCACCCUAGAUCGCUCCAGGCUGCAUCUUCUUCACGGCAACCUGCAAGCCCAAACCUGGGAUGACAUCACCAAUCAGGUGGUUCUGGAGUUCACCCACCUAUACGCACGGUUUGAAGUCACCCACUUCUCCUGGUACUGGCUGUGGUAUACCACCAAGACCUACAUCGGCGGCAUCGCCAGGAAGGUGUACGAGAGGCUGCGCCUGUACCAGGUGAACUUCAUAGCGCUGCAGAGGAAGAAGGACCCAGAGCAAGUCUUGCUGCAGUGUGUCCCCAAGCACAAGGUCGAUCCUGUUCUGGGAAAGCUUCAUGACCGCUACCAGGGCCCGGAGCCCUCUGACAUUGUGGAGUUGUUUGAGGGAGAGCAAUUCUUUGCGGCCUUCGAGCGAGGCAUCAACAUCGAUGCCGACCGCCCAGACUGUGUGGACGGACGGAUCUCAUUCAUCUUUUACUCCCACUUGAAGAACAUGAAGGAAAUCUAUGUGACCGCUGAAGUGGACAGGAAAGGCCAAGCGGUGAGAGGGCAGGUCUCCUUCUAUCGUGGCGAAGUUCCAGACAAUGUCCCUGAAGAUGCCACCAAGAGGAGGAAAGGGCCUGACUCCCACUGGCUGGCUACUCUGCCAAUCAAACUGCCUAAACUGAAAUCCCGCUCGGGUGAUCAUUCAGAGCCCAAGAACGGCUUCUCCUUCCCUCCUCUGAACCUGGGGAAUGCCGAGACCGGCUACCUGACACAAGCUAAUCUGCUUGGCAUCGCCGGGCGCAUUGGAGCCGACUGGCAAACUAUUGGCUUGAACCUGGGGCUGCCCUAUCAGCAGAUCGAACGAAUAGGAUACAACCACAGGGAGGACCUGGAUAGUCAGAUCCGGAACAUGCUUUUCUCCUGGGCCCAGCAAAACUCUGAGGACCAAAACUGCGUGGAGAAGCUGAUCACAGCCAUGAAGGAGAGUGGCCGCCAGGACAUUGCGGAUGAGAUUGAAACUGUCAUUGCGCUGGGAAGGCAGAAAUACAGGGCGUCCAUCCGCCGGGUGGGCCUGGACCAGGAGAGCAGCACUGAAGACUCUGCGAUAGCCAUGGUGUAGCAGCCAGCAGAAGGAACUCUGCUUCUUACUGUGGUCUGGCACUGCUUCUACCUCAGCACAGGCUUCCUCUAAGAAAGGGAAGACUUCCAAAAAGAGGCGCGUGGAUUCUCUCCUCAAGGAGCCAGCUCCAAGAAAGUCCACGUCCCUGGCAAGAUCUAUGGUCUCUGAAGCCUCAACCUCUUUACUUGAUACCGUUAAGUGGAAGGACUCUGCAGCACUGCGAGUACUCGAGGAAAAGUCCCAGAGCAUGAAGGAGAGAGACUGCUGUGUUAGAGCCUCGGUACCUUCUACAGCAAAGAGAGCAAGAAUAGACACUUGGGACUGGCACCAUUGAAGUCAGCCCAGCCUUUGGGACCCAUGCAUGCAGCACCCUCGGCACUGAGCAAGGGGCAGCGCCAGAUACCAUCCGCGUCUACUUUGGAAUGCCCACCAUCAGCAGUACUGUUGGCUUCAGCAACCAUGGCCAUAGCUACUAUUUGAUAGCACAAGAGUUCAGAUAUAAUAAAGACCUGUUGAUAACAGAAGAACUGGAGUCUCCACUCCUUAUGGGUACCAAGCAUCUCCCUGUAAAGAGUCCCUGAUCUCUGGACUACCAUCCUUUGGCACCGCAGGACUCUCCACCGUUUUGUGCAAGUGGUACUCCUCUGGAUGAGAUGGAGGAGGAUGAAGGAGACUUCCAGUCGGUUUCCUCUAUUUCUGUUCAGAGUUCUAGCAUAUCCCUUCAGGAACCCAUUUUCUGAAAGGCAUAGGGAAGAUCGAGCUCAUUAUCCAGGGUGGUGGAACCAACCUUACAUGCCACUCCCAGGAAUCUGUACUAGGACCAGUGCUAUUCAACAUAUUCAUAAAUGAUUUGGAAAAAGUGGCAAGCAGUGAGGUGGCAAAUUUUGCCUACAAUACAAAAUUACUCAAGAUAGUUAAAUCUAAA